UUCAUGAUGGUGGCGGGAAGUUUGGGGAGGAUUCAGUGACAUUGUUUUGUCAGCGAAAUAUGUUUCGCAACAUGAUAGUUGGUCAUGUCACAACAUGAAACCAUCACUAAAAAUACAAUUCGACUAUUUUGUCAAAAUGCAAAGGUGAACUAUGUGGAUUUAUUAACCCACAUUGCUUUCCUUGCUCAUGAAUUUGGGGUUAUCAUUAACAACGCUCGGUACAGAACAUGCAGAAGAUGUAAGACUUUGAUGGUUGGCUGAAGAUGGAUCAGUACGUAGAAGACUCAGAGCACAGCAAUGAGGACCAGCCAUCCAAUUUCCUGGUGCUAGCAUCCCAGUCAGAGACCCAAUACUCACAGUGGGACCAGCAGCACAUGCUUCAGUCUCUCCCUGCCCUCAAGUCCUCACAGACACCGGACAAAGGAAAGGCUGAGGGUUUAGUUGAACAGGCUUCAAAAUCUGAGGAUGAAAAACAGAAACUGCCUGCAUCAGUGUUCGUGGCUGCUACAGAGAGUGAGAUGUCACAUGAAGAUGUCAACCCAACUGAUAUUGACAGAGUGGAGGACAGCCACAGUGAGGAGGAAUCUGAUAGUGCUGGCGAUGUGACUAUGGUGAAAAAGGUGGAAGGCAUUAUUGAAGAGAGAUCAGAUUCUCCUAUAUACGAGAGUCAGGAUGAAGAUAUUGCAGCUCGAAAGGCAUCUGGCAGUCGUCAAAACUUGCAGAAACUAUUCCCAUCACCGCUGUCUCAGGAUGAAGAGACGGACCAUCAAGAACAUAUUGUAUCCACACCAUCGGAACAUUUGGGCAGUUUGCAGUUGUCUUGUGAACCUGUCAGAGUGGUGGAGACGGUGGAUGAAAGCCUUGACGUGUUGGCUCCCUCCCCUGAAGCAUAUGGAGACAUACCUGUCAUCAUACCCAGCUCUCCCACUGCCGGGGAGGUGGAGCCAGAUGAGUGCACCUACAACCCUGAUGCUGAUAGGACAUUGGAAGCUGAAGACAGGCAAGCUAAGAGGCAUUCUUUGGACCGGCGUGAACGGCUUCCACCUCCAUCAAAUACUGAUGAGCCAAUCACAGAGGAAGAUACAAAUCCAGAUCAGCUAGUCACAGUGGACAAAGUUAUUGAAAAGGAGGAGGAUGAGGUGGUGUUGUUGGACACCAAUGUGCGGACCCUGGCAGGGGAGGAGACGCAGGGAGAAUCACUGCACCUUGUAUACACUGUAUCACAGCCUGCAGACACCAGGCUACCAUCACAGCACACAGGCACCAGGCUGCCAUCACAGUCUAAGGUGGCAGGAACAGAUGACCAGAGCAAGGAGGACCAGGAAGAAUGCUGUCCUGAUUCUCAAGACCUGGCUCUUCAUCUGUCCCAGUCCCAGGGAGGUUCACACACUCCUACAGCCCAGGUGAGCAGUCAGACGAAGGCUGCAUCCCCACCAGAGAAGGCAGAGGAACUUGGAUCAAGAGCAAGUCAGUCCAAGUCAGCAUCAACAUCCACUGACUCAAAUGGCUUUCAUCUGACAUUGCCCAAAGAUGGUGCUUUGAUUCAUCCUGUCCAAGUUCCUCAGAGUGACAAGGGGGAAGAUAAAACAAGCUCACCACACCAAGAUGAAGGAGAUGCUGUAGAUGCUGCUGUUACUGCUGCCCCCUCGCUGUCUAUAGCGGCGCUGGUCUCACAGAGCCAGAGCACAGAGGAGACGACAUUCAGAAUACAGAAGCCAGACCUGCGGAUGUCGGAGGAGGGGGAGGAAGGGAGCGAGGUGAAUGUGUUCAAGAAAACACGAUCUGGUGUGCGCAGACAGGUGGAUCGGCAGCUCCACCUUUCAGAUGAGAGUGAGGAUUUCUUCAAUGUAGAACUGAGAGGGAAGAGGAAAUCAGGACCAUCUGCUGAGACCAAGUCUCCGCCAACUGAGAAGAGAGCUCGUACAGGGGACAUAACUCAUAUUGAUCAAGAUGCAGAAACCCAACCUGAUCAAUCUGUUAGUGAGAAAAAACCUGCACAUACUCAAGAAAAGGUUAACGCUCCUGAUCCGUUUGAUGAAAACACAGAGAUUUAUGAAGUAGAUAAGAGUGUGGACAUAGAAAUGGUGGAGGAUAAGGUGUCAAGCUCCCUACAGGAAGGAAGCUUGUUACAGCUCCAGACAACUCCCCAGGGUGAUGGUGGAGCAUCCCUAAGGAAGGAGGCUGAAGAUCAGGACACACCUCUGCAGCACGUGCAGUCACAAACAGUCAUGCAGACUGAUGAAACCAGCAAACCAGUUGCAAGCAGGGGUGUGACUGCUCUCAGUCCAAAACCCAGCACCUCAAACCGUGAUUUGUCUGAAAAAGAAGUGUCAAGUAGAGAUUUGGAAAAGACCAGGAGUUCUCAAUCUAAGGAGAAAGAGAAGCAGACCGUUGGAAAAACAGCACAUGUGGACUCGACUUCAGGGUCGGUGGCGGACAGUAAGGGAGGCCGUCUCGCCAGUGUGAGUUUGUUGAAGGAUUCGGGUAUCGGUGAUGCCCUCAAUGUGACAUCUGUGACGGAGACAUCUCCUCAAGCUGCCCCCAUGGUUUCUCUGCGGAGGAAAUCCUCUGAUCCUUACACCUUCCACGGGUCCCAGUCUCAGCAGAUGACCACGGAACAGCCCAUCACCAGCAGGAAACCUUUACCAACAACCCCAUUAUCAUCAAGGAAAAAACCUGGAAGAGGGCUGAAAAGAGUCUGUGCUAAAAAGGUUGCAAAAGAUGAUAGUUCCUUGUCUUCAGAUUUGAAGGCAUCGGCAAGCAAACCAAGGCCUAAAAAAGUGCGCAAGCCUGUCACCAGGAUCCAGAAGUUGCCUGGCAGAAAAACUGCCAUACGGGACAAGCCAGAAGAUGCUCCCGGAGACAGUGGUGAGCCGCAGGUGGCAGUUACCAGUCCCGGCACAGGGUUUGAGGCGGACGUGAGUCACUCCCUGCCCAGUCAGAGGUCAACAGAGAGACAUGUAGCAUUCCAGAACAUCCCUGGCAGGCCACCAUCAUCAGCCUCCUCCGCACCAGGAGCGUCUGCAGAUCUGUCCGACUCCCAGAUGUCAGACCAGCUGACAGAGACGGUGAUCAUCACAAGGAAGAAGAAGACUGUUGAGAUUGAGACAAUUGUCAGAAUACUCACCAACAGAGAGGGCAAGGUGGUGGGGCGGGUCAAGAAAGAGGAGGAGUGUGGUGAACCCUCGUUUACUACAACGUUCCACAGUGAGGAGACUAAUGUGUUACCCUUAGUUUCCCCCUCUCGGACUGCAAGUUCCCUCACUCCCGGUGACCUGGCAGAUGUCAGUUCUGGGUUUUCUAGAUCCAACAGCACAGGCUCUAAAGGCAGCAGUCUGGAGAAGGGGAUGACAAGUUUAGAUCUGGCACCUCUGUCGAGGAGGGAGGACUCCUUCCAGAGGCUGCUGACAUCCAGCUCCACCAGACUGUCACUACCUCACAGCACCUUCUCCAGCAUCAGUUCUCCUUCCAUCUCCAGGACUGAAGACGCUCCUAAACUGAACGUUGCCAGAGAGUCAAACAGAACCCCUGUGUCAGACAUCGUGGAUGAAGGACGAGCAGUGAAGACUCCAGAUGCAUCUGUUAUUGAGAAGACGGACAGUCAUAUAGGUGCAGUUGUCAGCAGCGCUGGUAGUCGGCGCACGUCAGACUCUCUGUUCACAAGUCCCGAAAUCCGAGAAGAUCCUGCCGAAGCAGGCCAUCAUGGAGCACUAAGGACUGAGGUCAGUAGCCACCCAAGUCCACCACUGAAGAAACGACCUGCUGAUUCCAGCCAAGAUUCAUCAACAGAAAUCACAUCAGCUCAGCGACCCCGGACACAGGAGAGUGGUGGGUUUUCUAUACAUGGGUCUGUUGGGCAGCGGAAGCAGGCAGAGUCACCACUACAUUUGCUACAGACGACAGACUCUGAUAUUCCACCAUCACAGAACCAGAGAAUUACAAGAUCUGCUAGGGGAGAGAAGAGUAAAAGUUCGGAAAACAGCAGUUCUGGAGAAGGUCAUAUAAGUCCGCAGAUUCCCUUCCAGACAACCACAGAUGCUGAGCAGGAACAAGCAGCACCAGUUGAACAUGCAAGUAGCGCAGAGAUGGGCUCCACUGUGAUGGCAAAGUGGAAGGAUGACUACUUCUACCCAGGGAAGAUUUUGAAAAUUGACCCAAACGGAAGAUUUUACAUCCGCUUUGACGACGGGGACCAGAUGUAUGUGAAGGCCAAGGAUAUUCUGCUGGUGAAGGUGAUCCCGAUUGGCCAGAGUGUGAUGGUCCUGUCCUCGGACGGCUACUUCGAGUACGGCAUGGUGGUCGAGUACGUGCAGCAGGGCGACAGAGUCAAGUACAAGGUGUCAAGGGAUGAAGGCGACACUCAGCAAUGCUCGUGGAGUCAGAUGAUCCUCAGUGAGGGUCAGGCCAGCUGCCUGAUGAGUGAUGAGGAGAUGAGGGUGCCAGCUGCCCCAGGGACGAUGACCUCUGAUCCCAGGCUAGGGGACGUGUCACUAGAUAACCUCAUUGUGGGGGAGCGACGGAGACGGAAGAGAGGAGCACAAGAGGCGACACCGAGGGAAAAAGAAGCUCGGAUGACAGAAAGUAAAGGCAGUCCAGCAAAGGCCCCCGGUGUUGUCAGAAGCUCACUGAGGGGUAGAUCUGCCAGCAGAAGCACCCAGAAGGAGCAGAAGGACCUACCACCAGAUCCCCCAGACCCUCCAAGUCACGGCAAGGACAAAGACCCUCCCAGUCGGGGAAAGAAGCGGAAACUGCAGGAGGGGCCAAUGGCCACCAGCACACCAACACCCAAAGCCAAGAAACCUGCUGACAGUACAGGGUCAGUGACGCCGACCACGUCCGGUAUGGGAGGAGCAGUAGACUCGCCGUCAGAGAGCAGGGGGCGGGCCCGUAGAGUCAGAGUUGGUCUCUUCGACAAAAGCAAGAUGGGCAGUCGGCCGCGUUCUCCCUACCUGUUCCAGGGCAUAGUGUUCCUUCUGACUCAUGUGGACAAGAGUCCAGAACAGAAACUGCAAGAGAAGAAACUUCUCCAAGAUUCCAGCCUGGAAACCUCAACUGAAGAGAGUGGCACUGAAGAAGAACCUAGCAUUGCGUUUGACAAGGAGAAUCUGCGAACCAACAUCGAGGCGGCGGGUGGUGUGGUGCUGGAGAAAUACAACCAGGCACAGAUUGAAGCAGCAACUCAGGCCUACCUGGUGGCAAACACGUUCCAGCGGACUGUCAAGUACUUCCAGUGUCUGGCAGCAGGCAUCCCCUGUGUGUCCCAUCAGUGGAUCAUACACUCCUGUACAGAGGGCAGGCUGCUGGAUCAUAAGGCGUACAUCCUGCCUGCUGGCAUCAGUCUGGAGAGGAGGAAACUCAUGGAAUGGAAUGCUGGGGGCAGCUGUCUGGGAGGUCUUCAGGUCAUGGUGGCAUCCACUAACGUCAAGUUCCAGGAUGCUUGGCGGUCAAUACUGACCAUCUCCAGGUGCCACCUGGUCAACAGACUGCCUGUUAAGAACAAAACAGAAGAUUCAGUGAAUGUUAUUGUCACUGAUUCCGGCUGUCCAUCAUCAGUACUUCACCAAGCCAAGCAGCUCAAAAUACCCCUGGUCUCCACGGAGUGGGUGAUUCAGUGCCUUAUAAACGGACACUUGUUAGGCUACACGUCCCAUCCCCAGUACACACAUGACUAUCAGGAGGCCUAACACACCUGGGAAUCACACUGCCCACAGGUGACAGGGAAGAGUUUGAAUAUGCAGCCACAAUGUUGUGAGAGAACGGUGUGUAAACUGGUAGUGGGACUAUACACCGAUGCAUUGGUGGAUUGAGACUUUUUACUUCUCGAUACAAGUAUCAAAGUCGCACACUUAGUAAAAGGUAUUGAUUCUAACUUUAAAUGUAUUCUUUAAUAAAUGUUACACCAAACACUAACUGCUAGCAAAAAUGAGUAGUGAAAAUGCAGAUAUUUUCAUCCAUUGCGCCAUUACAUGAUACUGCCAGCAGUAAAUCGUUGUGCUAGGUAUUUGGCCAUCCUGUCCAUGAAAAAGGUGGCUUACACACCAAUGAUAUGAACACGUGCAAAUAUCGUGAUACGUAUUGGAUAGUGAGCAAGGUAUCGUGAUACGUAUUGGAUCCUACAGUUGGUGUAUUGUCCCACCCUUAGUGCAAACUGUUAACCGUCAACCGUCUGUUAUCAUACAGAACAUGGAAUCUCUAAAUGAUAAAAUCAUGGGAUUAAUAAUAUAUUUGCAUACAGAGGAUGAAUGAUUUAUAGUAAUAUGAAAAAUUGAUGUUAAAUGUACAGGGGUGAAAAAGUAUAUCUAGUUGUACAUGAAAACUAUUUUGACAACAAUCAAUUGAGUGUGCAGUGCACAGUGCAGAAGAACCAUGUGAAUAAUAGAAAUGAAAUACAUGGGGAAGUUUUGGGUGUGGAUGUCAUUCUUAUGUCAGUAGAUGACUGCCACAGUCUACUGCUGAUAGAUGUCUGGAACUAACUCCUGUUCAUGGCAAUAAAAUAAAGCAAUGCUUCUAGUGUC
Molecule: messenger RNA, 6515 nt
Organism: Haliotis rufescens (red abalone)
Lineage: Eukaryota; Metazoa; Mollusca; Gastropoda; Lepetellida; Haliotidae
Product: TP53-binding protein 1-like
Exons: 37
Coding region: 264-5684 (1806 amino acids)
Biological process (GO): DNA damage checkpoint signaling; positive regulation of transcription by RNA polymerase II
Cellular component (GO): nucleus
Molecular function (GO): histone binding
Source: RefSeq, a predicted model, not a curated record